AAGAUGAACUACCACUUUAGGGUAACUUCACUGAUUUGUCUUAUUUUUUUGUUCAGUUUAGGAGAGACUGUCCUAAGUAAUGGAAAGCACUGUGCAUGUAAGGACACAAGGAAUGUUGGAGCUGUGGAGGGACCACUCAAGGCAGAAGAGAAAAAUAAAUCUGCAGACAUUUCAAAACAAAAAGAACUAUGCCUUGUACCAUGUGAUGCUCAAGCUAAAAUUUUACGAGGGGAAAAACAUUACAUGUGCAGAAAUUUGCAGGACUCUCUUGUUGAAUAUGCAAGAAGCACGCAAAAACUGGUGAGAGACAUGAUGGAUGAUCAACAGUCUUCUUUGGACUACCUUUCUAGUCAGGUAAAUGAACUCAAGAACAAACUUGUUCUUUUGAAUGCAGUAGUUUUGAGAAAGCAUCUGGAUCCACUUCCUUACAAAGCAGUUCAAUCUCAUGGUUUGGACUGCACUCAUAUUAAAGAUACCACUGGUUCAGUUUCAAAAACUCCAUCUGGUCUGUACAUUAUCCAUCCAGAAGGAUCAAAUUAUCCUUUUGAGGUUUUUUGUGACAUGGAUUUUCGAGGAGGUGGAUGGACUGUGGUUCAGAAAAGAACUGAUGGAAUCAUUUCAUUCCAGAGAACAUGGUCUGAAUAUCUGGAUGGAUUUGGUGAUCUUACUGGGGAAUUUUGGCUUGGACUAAGGAAGAUUUUUGACAUAGUAAAUCAAAAAGCCACUAGUUUCAAUCUUUAUGUGGACUUGGAAUCAGAAAAUGACAAGCAUGCCUAUGCAUCAUAUGAUGGAUUCUGGAUAGAAGAUGAAGCAUGUUUUUUUAAGAUCCAUUUGGGGCAUUAUUCAGGAAAUGCUGGUGAUGCAUUUAGAGGAUAUAGAAAAGAAGAUAACCAGAAUUCAAUGCCUUUCAGCACUUUUGAUGUUGAUAAUGAUGGAUGCAGACCAGUAUGCACUAUUAAAGAACAGCUUGUAAAGAGCUGCAGUAACUUCAGUGAUAGCACUGGAUGGUGGUUCAGCAAGUGUGGCCUUGCAAAUCUUAAUGGUGUUCAUCGCUACACAGGUAGAUUUCUUGCAACUGGGAUUCACUGGGAUACCUGGAAAAUGAAGAAUAAACCAGUCAAAAUUAAGUCAGUUUCAAUGAAAAUUCGGAGAACCUAUUAUCCAUAUUUCCAUUAGAAAUAUAUCUCUUCUGGCAAUUAUGUGGAAUAAUGUAUCAUUGCAAUCAUAAAUACCUUUCAUUUUCACUUGAAGAGUUCAGUCGAAACUUUAUUAGGUAUUUCUACAAUACAGUUACUAAUUUUUAUUGGGAAAUGUCAGCAUUUGUAGUGUUCCUGCUUGAGUAAGAAGGUCCUAAAAAGAACUGGGUUUUCAGAAAAAGGAUUAAGCUUAGUUCUUGUCAGCUUUUAUUCAACUUUUAAUUUUAUUUACUCUUAGGCAAUCUCAGAAACAGCAGAAAAAAAUUAUAAAAAGAAGUGUAAUGAUGACCUCUGAAUGUACUUUUUCUGUGCUCUCUGCAUAUCUGAAUUUCUAAGAAAUUGCAGCAAAUUUUCUUUUAAAAACCUAUGAACCUACCAUUUCCAUCAUAAUAUUUUGGAAAAAUAUCUUUUCUGCACCUUAGGUUAA
Manacus vitellinus (golden-collared manakin) is the source of this 1623-nucleotide messenger RNA. It is a transcript of the gene ANGPTL5, whose product is annotated as angiopoietin like 5. The transcript has 8 exons. Bases 4 to 1176 code for a protein of 390 amino acids. The record is from RefSeq and is a predicted model, not a curated record. Lineage: Eukaryota; Metazoa; Chordata; Aves; Passeriformes; Pipridae.